GCCGGGGCACAUGCUAAUCAACCCCAGGCGGCGGCCAAUCGUGGCGCGCGCCGAGGGUCCCGGCCGGAGGAUCUUGGACGCUGGCUAGCGCGCAGGCUCGCGUCCGGGCGGCCCCCGGCUUUUGCGAGCGGCGCCGCGGGCCUGCGAGCUGGAGUUGCAGCGGCUUCCUCGACCUGCUCCUCGUGUUCGGCGGCCGGCCGGGUAAAGCCCAGCCCGCGCAGCGGGCAGGCGGCGGCUGCCUCAGGCGGAGGCGGAGGUGCGGCGGAGGGUGGGGGCCGCUCCCUUCGCAGGAGCCCGGGCCGGCCCGCGCCUUUGCACCGUGCUCCAUGCAUCCGGAGCCCGCCCCGCCCCCGAACAGCAGCAGCCCCGAGCUUCCCCUCAGCGGCGGCAGCACCACCAGCGGCAGCCGCCGGAGCCGCCGCCGUAGCGGGGACGGGGAGCCCCCGGGGUCGCCGCCACCGCCAGCCGCCGUCACCUACCCGGACUGGAUCGGUCAGAGUUACUCCGAGGUGAUGAGCCUCAACGAGCACUCGAUGCAGGCGCUGUCCUGGCGCAAGCUCUACUUGAGUCGCGCCAAGCUCAAAGCCUCCAGCCGGACCUCUGCUUUGCUCUCCGGCUUCGCCAUGGUAGCGAUGGUGGAGGUACAGCUGGACGCCGACCAUGACUACCCGCCAGGGCUGCUCAUCGCCUUCAGCGCCUGCACCACGGUGCUGGUGGCCGUGCACCUGUUCGCGCUCAUGAUCAGCACCUGCAUCCUGCCCAACAUCGAGGCGGUGAGCAACGUGCACAACCUCAACUCGGUCAAGGAGUCACCCCAUGAGCGCAUGCACCGCCACAUUGAGCUGGCCUGGGCCUUCUCCACCGUCAUCGGCACGCUGCUCUUCCUGGCCGAGGUCGUGCUGCUCUGCUGGGUCAAGUUCUUGCCCCUCAAGAAGCAGCCGGGGCAGCCCCGGCCCACCAGCAAGCCCACCGCCGGCGGCGUGGUGGCCAGCGUCAACGGCAGCACGGGCGGCAUCACCCCGGGCCAGGCCGCCGCCAUCGCCUCCACCACCAUCAUGGUCCCCUUCGGCCUGGUCUUUAUCGUCUUUGCCGUCCACUUCUACCGCUCGCUGGUCAGCCAUAAGACGGACCGGCAGUUCCAGGAGCUCAACGAGCUGGCCGAAUUCGCCCGCCUGCAGGACCAGCUGGACCACAGAGGGGAUCACCCCCUGACGCCCGCCGGUCACUACGCGGGAAAUCUCUGCAGCCCGCGGGCAUGUCUUCCCUCUUCACCUGAAGUCCCUCCCAGAGCUGCACCCCCUCCGUCCCAAUCACACAGCACAAGCCCUGGGCCUAUGCCACCAGGUUCUCCUUUAUACUCCGGCUCUCAGGAACGGUGACCGAGAAUGAAGGCUGUAACAAGAGGGCCCCGAAAGCCAGCUGGGGAGAGGGUUACCCAGUGCUGGGAGGAGUGAGGUGCCCUCUGAGGGUGCCAAGGGUGUGCCCCGAGUCACCACUCGCUCCUCCUUGCAGAAGCUGCACCGGUUUGAGCAGUUGGGUGACGAACUUGAAUUUCUCCGGAAAGCUCUGGUGUGUUCCCUGCGGGGGCAAGGGGCUGGUGGGAGCUGGCGACUCCAAGAUGCUGUACCAACGCCCUGUCCUCAAACUGCACUGACCCCCACACCCCGAGGGGCUGGGACAGAUGUGAGGUGCAGGCCUGGGCCAAACCACCUAACUCAAGGGCAUUCAGGAGCAAACUGGUCUUCAAGGAAAUGAGUUUUGAAGGGAAGGAACCAGCACGAACCGGCUGGAUUGCAGGAGGCAAGAAACCCACCCUCUGUUCCUGCCCCUGAGUUCCUUGGCCAAAGGAGACCCCAGGAGCUGCCUCAACCACAUCGGAGGCUGGGGAGCAGGCCCGGCCCUCACCUGGCA
Molecule: messenger RNA, 1911 nt
Organism: Mustela erminea (ermine)
Lineage: Eukaryota; Metazoa; Chordata; Mammalia; Carnivora; Mustelidae
Gene: ORAI1
Product: ORAI calcium release-activated calcium modulator 1
Exons: 3
Coding region: 327-1379 (350 amino acids)
Biological process (GO): store-operated calcium entry
Cellular component (GO): membrane
Molecular function (GO): store-operated calcium channel activity
Source: RefSeq, a predicted model, not a curated record